This is a messenger RNA of Colossoma macropomum (tambaqui), 1541 nucleotides long. Its product is annotated as zinc finger protein 501-like. Bases 385 to 1515 code for a protein of 376 amino acids. Gene Ontology annotation, biological process: regulation of transcription by RNA polymerase II. The transcript has 3 exons. Lineage: Eukaryota; Metazoa; Chordata; Actinopteri; Characiformes; Serrasalmidae. Gene Ontology annotation, molecular function: DNA-binding transcription factor activity; RNA polymerase II cis-regulatory region sequence-specific DNA binding. The record is from RefSeq and is a predicted model, not a curated record.
AGCCACUAUCCAAUCACAGCACAGGGGGCGGGGCUCCUCCAGGCUCGAUAAGAACGUGCUUCCGGUUUAAAGCCUCUGCAGCCCAUCGGGAGGCGCUAAUUCUCCAGUUGUGGAUCUACAACCUUCAAAACAGCGGAGAAGCAGAAAAUCUGCUCUGAUCCACCAGCAGAGAUACAGAAGAUCUGCUUUGCUGAAGACAUCCCAGUCUGUUACCCUAACUUCAGCGUUGGUGCUCAGAAACACAUGAUGUCCUGUUAGACAUCUCCUCCUGGUCUUAGUGUCCACUUACCUACAGAGCUCAAAUUCGCCUCCACAAACAGAUUAGGAGGUCAGCAAGUGGAAAACAUCACCUUGCUGAAAUCAGGUGGAAUCAAACACGAGAAUAUGGAGUCCCAAAGAAGCUCGGCUGCUCUACAGACGUCCUCUGGUGCUCUCCGCACUGAUGCAUCUCGCAGACGAAGGCAGAAGAGCACCAAUGAGGAGAGACGUCACUGCUGCUCAGAGUGCGGGAGAACUUUUACUCAGCUGAGCGAUCUCCUAAAACACCAGAAGAUCCACGAAGAAGAGAAGCCGUAUUCCUGCUCGGAGUUUGGAAGAAGUUUCAGUGCUGGGAGUACCCUCAAGAAGCACCGGAGUUCCACUCUACAGAGUGAUCUGCAGCUACAGAGAGAGAAACCGUAUCACUGUUCACUCUGUGGAAAGAGUUUUAAUCGGAGAGGUAAUCUGGAAACACACCAGCGCAUCCACACAGGAGAGAAACCGUAUCAGUGCUCAGAGUGCGGGAAGAGUUUUCAUCAACGAGGUAAUCUCCAACUACACCAGCGCAUCCACACAGGAGAGAAGCCGUAUCAGUGCUCGGAGUGCGGCAAGAGCUUCAAUCAGCAGAGUCAUCUCCAGUUACAUCUUCGCAUCCACACAGGAGAGAAACCGUACUGCUGCUCAGAGUGUGGGAAGAGCUUCAGCGACGGAAGUGCCCUCAAAAAACACCAGAACGUUCACAUGGCAGAGAAGCCGUAUCACUGCUCGGACUGUGGGAAGAGUUUUAAACGACAGAGCGAUCUGCAGCUGCACCAGCGCAUUCACACCGGAGAGAAACCGUACCACUGCUCAUACUGCGGAAAGACGUUUAGACAAGCAGGUACCCUCACAAAACACCAGCGCAUCCACACAGGAGAGAAGCCGUAUCACUGCUCGGACUGCGGGAGGAGCUUUAAUCAGAACAUUCACCUCCAAGCUCACCAGCGCAUCCACACAGGAGAGAAGCCGUAUUACUGCUCGGAGUGCGGCAAGAGUUUUAAUCAGCACAGCAAUUUCCAUCUACACCAGCGCAUCCACACUGGAGAGAAACCGCAUCACUGUUCGGAGUGCGGCAGGAAUUUCAGGUUCUCUAACACUUUAAAGACCCAUAAGUGCACCAAGAGGGAGGCGCUGUACAUCCACCAGUCUGCAGACACCAGUUCCUCUAGCAUUCCUUCUGAAAUGAAGGGUGUUAAUAGUGAGUUUGUGCUGCUGUAACAGUCUGUACUCUUUUGGGAAGGCCU